This is a messenger RNA of Seminavis robusta, 744 nucleotides long. The record is from the annotation of a GenBank genome assembly. NCBI's taxonomy places the organism in Eukaryota, Bacillariophyta, Bacillariophyceae, Naviculales, Naviculaceae.
AUGAGCGGCGUACUGGGCCUCUUGUGUUUGACAAGUCUGACCAUGACGGCCAGCGCCGUCAACUUGACCAUCACGGUGACUUACGAUGCGUUUCCAGAGGAAACCAUGUGGACGUUUGGUAGUCCAAGCACUGAACUGUUCCGUCAAGACUUCAAUAGCUGGAAUGCCACUACGGAUGGUCUAGACCGCUCCGAGACGUUUGAUGAUUUGACUCCUGGCAACUACCAAUUUGUCAUGGAAGACAGUGCGGGAAAUGGCAUUUGUUGCGGCAGUGGCAUGGGAACCAUUGUCAUGGCGGACGAUGCCGGAGUUGUCUACCAGCGCUAUGGAAUCUUUACCGAUGCCCUACAUGUCAACCUACAAAUCAGUGCCCAAGGCGUGGUCAAUGCACGGGAAUUUGAUCAGAACCCAACAGACAUUUCGAUAACCAUCAAGAAAAAAGAUGAUACAUACUUCAACACGGGAUGGCUCGACUUUUACUCCUACACUCCAGUGCCCGCCAAUGCUAACCAACUUUGGUCUGAAACCUUUGACGAGGUGGAAGCUGGAGUCUACUAUUUGCGCAUCGAGGACAGCGCCGGCAAUGGCCUAGGUCCUGACGGAUGGAUCACCAUGACCAAUCACACGGAUGUCUUUUGGCAAAUGGCCGGGGAUGGCUUUUCCACUCGGCUCGACCGGGCAUUCAUGGUUCGAGGUUGGUAUGGCAACACGGUUCUCGUGAAUGGUUAUUCUCUCUCAGACUAA